UCCUCCUUGGUGAAUUCUGAUGUGAAGUACUUAUUAUGGAUCUCACCCACUUCCUCUGGCUGCCCGCCCUCCUGUGUUCUUGAGUGGACCUACCCUUCUCUAACUGCCCUCUUCGUCCUUAUCUAUGUCGUCCCUUUUCCAAAUUGAACCUGUUUUGAUCUCCCUUUCCGACGCUUGUGAAGAGGCUGUUGACUGGAGAAUGUUUCAAUGUGAGCUGCUAUGUUUCAGGGCUCUCCCUGGGCGCUCUGUCUGGUUUGGAGGGUUACAGGGCGGGUCUGAGAUGCAGAACCCCCCACCCCGGCGAUUGCUGUGACUCCGAGCCAAGCUCAGCCGCAGUCUCUCCCUCUUGCUCUGAGCUCUCUCUCGCUCGCAUCCUGAUCCUGUGCCUGCUCGCCGACGGCUUUCUUCAUUUUCACACCGUGUUCAUUUCUGGCUGCGGGGCUGAAGAAGAUGGAUAUUGGGAACGGGUCUGCUCCCGGUGCCGAGGUGGAUCCUGCUGCUGCGUUCCUGGAGCAACACUAUAACGAGAUCGAUGGGAUCGAGCGGGAGCAGGAGGCGGGUGAGAUCCCGGGCACUGAAGCAAUGCAGAUCCAGGAGAGCCAAGGAUCGGCUACAGGAGAGGUAAUUGGCGACGUGGAUGCUGUUAAUAGAGACUCGUGUCAGGAGAAUGGUGCUGAUGCAUAUUCAGCUAUUUCACAAGCUGAUAAACUGCACCAGGAGCCGGACAGUAUACGCAAAUGGAGAGAAGAACAAAUAAAGCAUCUAGCGGAGUUGGAUGCCAACUCUCGUGAAGCAGAACUGGAAUGGAGAGAGAAAGCAAAGAAAGAUUUGGAAGAUUGGUACAUUCAACAAGCAGAGCAUCUCGAAGAAAUGAAAUCUAACAACAGGAUUCUGGAUGAGGCUUUCUACAAGCAACCCUUCGCUGAUGUGAUUGGCUAUGUCACAAAUAUAAAGCAACACUGCUACAACCUACAACAGUCAGCUGAAGACCCAGAUAUGAGCGAAGGUCAAGAGGGUGUUGUGAGCUCUGAGUGGGAGCAUGUCUUACACCUGUGUGAUUUGAACGUCAAGACCAGUAAAGUGUCCAAAGAUGUGUCACGGAUGCGAUCUGUUCUCAUGUCACUCAGCCAAGUGCCACUGACUCUAAAGUGAAGUCAAAACAGGCAGGCUUGUGUGCUUUAAAUUUUAAUCAGUGGUUUCAAUCUCAAAGAAAUAUUACAUUUCAAUUCCAAAUUGUGAGGGAUGGUUUGUCAGUGUUGAAAUUUGCUGCUUGUGGUUCCUUCCUCUUUCCAAAGUGUUUUGGAAGAGGAACAUGUCUCGGAGAUGAGUUCUGACAGAAUCAAUUAAAUCAUGUAUUUGCUAUUUGCUUUGUGUGAAUUAGUGUGUGUGAUUUUCUUGCUCUGAGAGUACAGGACUACAGUCCAAUAUGUAUUAUUUGUUUCAAUACUGUAAUAUAGUAAAAACUACAUUAUAAAUCUGUUAUCUGUCCAAUGAAAUAAAAUUUAUCAACAAGUUAA
This is a messenger RNA of Stegostoma tigrinum, 1517 nucleotides long. Its product is annotated as clathrin light chain A-like. Lineage: Eukaryota; Metazoa; Chordata; Chondrichthyes; Orectolobiformes; Stegostomatidae. Gene Ontology annotation, biological process: intracellular protein transport; clathrin-dependent endocytosis; clathrin coat assembly. Gene Ontology annotation, cellular component: postsynaptic endocytic zone cytoplasmic component; plasma membrane; synaptic vesicle membrane. Bases 451 to 1152 code for a protein of 233 amino acids. Gene Ontology annotation, molecular function: structural molecule activity; clathrin heavy chain binding. The transcript has 8 exons. The record is from RefSeq and is a predicted model, not a curated record.